Thalassophryne amazonica is the source of this 1509-nucleotide messenger RNA. RefSeq names its product gastrula zinc finger protein XlCGF52.1-like. NCBI's taxonomy places the organism in Eukaryota, Metazoa, Chordata, Actinopteri, Batrachoidiformes, Batrachoididae. The record is from RefSeq and is a predicted model, not a curated record. Gene Ontology annotation, biological process: negative regulation of transcription by RNA polymerase II; regulation of immune system process; regulation of cytokine production. The transcript has a single exon. Bases 1 to 1320 code for a protein of 439 amino acids.
AUGGAGAAUAUUAAAGAGGAACAAGAGAAGUUCUGGUCAAGUCAGGAGGAACAGCAAUUUCACCAGCUGGAUGAGUCUGGUAUUAAGUUCCCUUUGAGUCUUGUCCCUAUCAAGAGUGAAAAUGAAGAAAAACCAGUGUUGCCACAGCUUUAUCAAAGCCAAUCUGAUGAGUGUGCACAGGCAGAUAUUCCAGCAAGCAGCUCAUAUGCACACAGAAUGCUAACAGCACAAGCUGAUGGAGGGAAUAAUAGAAUACCAGAACCGGAUAGCAACUCGGGCCCAUGUAAUGAUGGCAAGAAUUCAGACAUUUCUGAAACUGAGACUGAUGACAGUUUUGAAUGGUAUCCAACGCUGACAGAUUCAGAUCAACACAAGAGUAGGAAACCAGUUAGGUGCCUUGAGCAUGGUGACACUUGGAGACAAAGUGAGAAGCCAUAUGGCUGUUCUGAGUGUGGCGAAACAUUUGAACGACAAAGCUCUCGCAAAGCGCAUAUGCGAAUUCAUACAGGUGAGAAACCAUUUACCUGUUCUGACUGUGGUGAACGAUUUCGAAGAAAGCAAAAUCUAAUUGUGCAUAUAAGAAUUCAUACAGGAGAGAAACCAUUUACCUGUUCUGACUGUGGUGAACGAUUUAGAAGAAAGCAAAGUCUAAUUGUGCACAUGAGAAUUCAUACAGGAGAGAGACCAUUUGGCUGUUCUGAAUGUGGUGGAAGAUUUCGAGAGAAGAGCUGUCUUAAGGUACAUAUGAAAAGACAUAAAGUAAUGAAACCACGUGGCUGUUCUGAAUGUGGUAAAAUAUUUCGAAGACAGCACAGUUUGAACAGACACAUGAAAAUUCAUGUGAAGCCAUUUGGCUGUCCGGAGUGUGGCAAAACAUAUGGACAAAAGGGCUAUCUCAAAGUGCAUAUGAGAAGUCAUACAGGAGAGAAACCAUUUGCCUGUUCUGACUGUGGUAAAAGGUUUGGAAGAAAGGGAACUCUGAAUGUACAUAAGAGAACUCACACAAGAGAAAAACCAUUUGCCUGUUCUGACUGUGGUGAAAGAUUUGGAAGAAAGGACAAUCUAAAUGUGCAUGGAAGAAUUCAUGCCGGAGAGAGGUCAUUUGGCUGUUCUGAAUGUGGCAAAACCUUUGUACAAAAGAGCUAUCUCAAAGUGCAUAUGAGAAUUCAUACAGGAGAGAAACCAUUCGGCUGUUCUGAAUGUGGUAAAAAUUUUCGACAAACAAGUUCUCUUAACAUACACAUGAAAAGGCAUAAAGGAAAGGGCAUAGGACCCAUUCUAUUAAAAAGAAAUCAAAGAGAAAUGAAAAAGAGAGAGUAAGAAACUAUUUGGUUGUUCUGAGUGUGGCAAAAGAUUUUGAAGAAAACAGUCUGAAAAAAAAAUGUUUUAAAUUUUAUUUUCAAUUAUGAGAAGAUAGGUGAGAUGUUGUAGUAAGAGAGGUGUUGUCGUGUAUGGUUUGACAUAAAUUCCAGGCUGUACAGGGAGCUGAAAAAAGUGAGCUUUGAUUGC